ACUCGGCGGAGGUGAUCCAGUCGCGCCUGAACGAGCAGGAAGGCCGCGAGGAAUAUUACGUCCACUACGUGGGCUUUAACCGCCGACUGGAUGAAUGGGUGGAUAAGAACCGACUGGCGCUGACCAAGACGCUGAAGGAAGCCGUACAGAAAAGUUCGGAACAAUUUUUGGGCGAAUUGGCGGAACAACCGGAACGCAAGAUCACCCGCAACCAGAAACGCAAGCACGAUGAGAUUAACCACGUCCAGAAGACCUACGCCGAGAUGGACCCCACCACGGCGGCGCUGGAGAAGGAGCACGAGGCGAUCACGAAGGUCAAGUACGUGGACAAGAUCCACAUCGGCCAUUUUGAGAUCGACGCCUGGUACUUCUCCCCCUUCCCAGAGGAUUACGGGAAACAGCCCAAGCUCUGGAUCUGCGAGUACUGCCUCAAGUACAUGAAGUUCGAACGCACCUAUCGCCUCCACCUGGGCCAGUGCCAGUGGCGACAACCGCCGGGCCGGGAGAUUUAUCGCAAGAGCAACAUCUCUGUCUACGAGGUGGACGGUAAAGACCACAAGAUCUACUGCCAGAACCUCUGCCUCUUGGCCAAGCUCUUCCUCGACCACAAAACCCUCUAUUUCGACGUGGAACCCUUCGUUUUCUACCUUCUAACCGAGGUGGACCGACAAGGCGCCCACAUCGUCGGCUACUUCUCCAAGGAAAAAGAAUCGCCCGACGGCAACAACGUCGCUUGUAUCUUGACCCUGCCGCCGUAUCAGCGCCGGGGCUACGGGAAAUUCCUCAUCGCUUUUAGUUACGAGUUGUCCAAGUUGGAAAGCACGGUGGGGUCACCCGAAAAACCGUUGUCGGAUCUGGGGAAGCUGAGCUACCGGAGUUACUGGUCAUGGGUGCUGCUGGAGAUCCUGAGGGACUUCCGGGGAACCCUCUCCAUUAAGGACCUCAGUCAGAUGACCAGCAUCACCCAGACUGACAUCAUCAGCACUCUCCAAUCCCUCAACAUGGUCAAGUACUGGAAAGGCCAGCACGUCAUUUGCGUCACCCCCAAACUGGUCGAAGAACACCUCAAAAGCGCCCAGUACAAAAAACCACCC
Cariama cristata (Red-legged seriema) is the source of this 1094-nucleotide messenger RNA. It is a transcript of the gene KAT8, whose product is annotated as K(lysine) acetyltransferase 8. Gene Ontology annotation, molecular function: histone acetyltransferase activity. The annotation marks the transcript as partial. NCBI's taxonomy places the organism in Eukaryota, Metazoa, Chordata, Aves, Cariamiformes, Cariamidae. The transcript has 9 exons. The record is from RefSeq and is a predicted model, not a curated record. Gene Ontology annotation, biological process: regulation of DNA-templated transcription.